Guyanagaster necrorhizus is the source of this 2771-nucleotide messenger RNA. RefSeq lists its product as uncharacterized. Gene Ontology annotation, molecular function: mRNA binding. NCBI's taxonomy places the organism in Eukaryota, Fungi, Basidiomycota, Agaricomycetes, Agaricales, Physalacriaceae. The coding region runs from base 65 to 2566 and encodes 833 amino acids. The record is from RefSeq and is a predicted model, not a curated record. The transcript has 12 exons.
CAGCGAUAUACCGAUAUACCGAUAUACCGAGUGUUGCUUUUGCGCCCUUCACCCCCACGCAACCAUGCCGCCAAAACCAAAAUCCGCCAAGGGCACGAACGCCAAACCUUCUGCCUCAAGAGAUCUCAUAUCUCUCGGUUCAAGGCAUCUUACGGGGAAGCGUGGAAAGCGCGACGACGAUGCUCUUUCUAAGGAGAGACCUACCACUACUCGUGCCCUGGUUCUACGGAACGGAAAAAAUGGCGCCAGAGGGACUGGAGAAGUUAUGCUCGUGUCGAGAUUGACAGGAAGGGAGAAGCUAGAUUUGCUUGCUGAAGACCUCGUACAAAGAUCCAAGCAAGCAGUGAUGGCCCCAUUCCGACUGGAGACAUGCCUCAAGAUUGCGGAAUCCCAGUUUAGCAGUUACUUAGAUGAUAUCACCAGUCUCAAGGAUCCCGACCUGUUCCACUCGAUCAUUGAAGCAGAGCUGAAAGCUCGCACCCUUACCAGCAAGAAUCCAGAGGAAAUGACCCGGGACCCCGCCUUCAUUGCCUCCACUAUUGCUAUCAGAAUACACAAUGCUUAUUUGCUUACUUCUGCUUGGAAAAUUGUCGCGGACAAUUUGUUUGACUUGCAACUUACUGGUGUCUCGGAUGACACGGUCGUCUACAAACUGCAAGAUGAAGAAUUCCGGUCGCAAUAUCUGGUCUUGUAUGACAUGGUCAACGUUAUUAUGACCCUUUGCCAGCACAAAUUCGCGGUGCUCGCAGCUACUUCUCCUCACUACGCCCGUUAUUUCAAAGAGAAGGAGGGCACUUCUGAGCUCGAGUUUGAUCGAGCUGGAUUGAAAGAUGCUUGCCGAUCAUUCCUGGACUCUAUCAUAAUCGAGUUGUGCUUCCCACGGGCACCUUAUCCCAAGGCAAUCUUGUACCAAAUUUUACACGAUGCCGUCGAAGAGGCCCCUAAAGAGGCCAAACGAUUCCCUCAGUCCAUGUGGGACUCUGUUGGGGACCUUUCCGAAAUAGUGCGGCUUCAGGAUAUGCUCGAAGCGCCUUUACUUGGCCCGAAUGAGAAAACCUGGAAGAGCACAAAUCGCACCAUGCCCAAGGCAUACCAGCAAUGGGCAAACGCUGAAAUCAUGUCUGACAAGGCUUCGGAUAAGUGGAAUACCUUGGAGCCUCUUGUCCAUCCCCUUUCUAAACUACAGAACACCACUGCACUAAGGAACAUGUGGAUGCAAAUCCAACAGAAUUAUAUGUUGGUGUGCAACAAAGACCCUGACGGUAUUUGGGGAUUAACGGAUGCCCUCUUGAAGUCUACCCCAUCGUGGCACUCGUUCCUUCUGCCCAACAUCCUCGAGGAAUCUGACGAGGAGUCAGACAGGAUGCUUAAACUGACUGACAAGAAGAAAAAAGUCUUAGCCAUCACGGAUGGUGCAAACAGUGACGAUUCCAUGCCUCCCCUUCAGGAUGUUUCCGAGUCCGAUGAGUCUGAUACAGAUUGGAGUGAGACGGACGAAGAUGAUGACGACGACGAAGAGGAUGAUGAGAGCGACUAUGACACUGACGAGGAGGAUGAAAUCCGGGAAAUGAUGCGGGAGGCAAUGGACACCGCUGUUGAGGCAGAUUUCUUCGCUGAUGGGCCCGAGUCUGAAAAUCUGUUCAACCAAGAGGAUCGUAAGGGUAAUCCGUUUUUGAGACUUCUUGGUUCUCUUCGUGGUCGUAUGUUCAACAACAGCCCAAAGCUUUCUUCCCGCGCCAAACCGACGACCAAAGCGGCAAGCAAAAGCAAAGGAACUACACGCAUUCCCACUCCCACUGCGAAGGCACCGAACCAGAAAACCACGAUGGAGGAAGUGGAGGACGAAGACGAUGUCAGACAAGGCGCAGGCAGUAAAAAGAAAAAGAAGAAGCCCAAGAAGAAGAAGCCAGCCGCGACCGAAUCUGCUUCUCCAAAGCUACCAACUGCGCCUGCUCCCGCUCCUGUUCCUAGUGCACCCCCCCCUCCGGCAGCCAAACAGAAACCUCAUCCCCCUCCCACCAAACUGAGGCCCAACCCCGUGGCGAGCUCGGUAUAUAUGUCGACUACUUCAAUACCACCCGUAGAGCCGACUAUGGCCCAAUCUGGUCACUCCUAUGCUCAAAAUAUGGGCGUUAAAACCAAAGUCAAGUCCAGGUCUGACCAGCCUUCCUUGUUUGCUAAAGGCGUCCUAGGGCGUCUGGGAGUUGGCAGAGAGAAGUCGAAACAGGAGCCUGAAUCAAAAUCGACGAGGCGUAAUUGGUUUGCUUCGAUGCAUCGAAAGACAAAGGAUUAUUUACACCAGAUUUUGAACACAUCCGAGGACGUGACCAAAGGUAGCGCCGGCAUGAAGUGGGAUACAUUCGUCAAGGUCAUGAAAGAUAUGGGCUUUACUUAUGUCCCGAGUACAGCGGGAUCCAGCGUACGGUUUGACCCUCCAGAUGCUCGUGACAGGUCUAUCAGCUUCCAUAAACCGCAUCCUGAUUCCUUUAUUCAUCCAAAGAUGCUGAAGGUAUUUAGCAAGAAACUGAGGAAAUAUUAUGGCUGGAUCUCGGAAGACCUGGACUAAUCUUGUUUCUUGUCAAUGACUCGCUUGCUCGUGUAAACUAGUAAACUAUGUACUCACUGACACGUUCAUCUCACCUAAGGGAACGCUGUAUAUUACAGUCUUUUAUUUUUCAUCCCAAGUAGCUCUUAACCUUCCACAUUGUCGAUAGCGUUGUCAACUGGGUAUGCCGAUAUCAGCACCUAACCACACGAAUAUGCAAGAAACC